AUGCUAAGAUUUCUUGUGCAUCGUCUUUUUUCCUUUUGGGCCAUCGUCAACCCGACUGCAGCCACCGCAAAGGUUUUAGAGUAUAUUUAUAUUACUGAGAUUCUUUCCCUAGCUCACAAAGAUUA
Molecule: messenger RNA, 125 nt
Organism: Acaulospora morrowiae
Lineage: Eukaryota; Fungi; Glomeromycota; Glomeromycetes; Diversisporales; Acaulosporaceae
Source: the annotation of a GenBank genome assembly